UUGUACGCGGUAGAGGUGGGAGCGAGAGGUAUAACAGCGAAAUCUCUCUAUAACCUACUAAAGGACUUGGGCUUGUCCAGAACUCACAUUAAUGCUUUCUUGGAACGUACAUCGAAGGCAGCCCUAGUAGGUUCUUUUCAAAUUUGGUUAGGUAGGGAGAGGAGCUUGGACAGUGGAGCUAAAAGUCCGAAGAAGAAAAAUACCCCUGGGACAGUCCGAGAGGGGGGGCGGAAGAACUGUCCACCGGUCGAUUUUAACGGCGAAAACGGCGCGAAUACGGACUUGAAAUGCUCUACGUGCGGGAAAAACUACAAGAGACGAGCCUGGUAUAUUAAACAUCUAAAAACACAUAAUGGGGUUGAAGCACGACAAUCGUCGGUAAGAUCUACAACAUUCACUUCGGAUAGAGUUGACCCUCAUGUAUCCCAUGGUCAACCAUUAACUGGAAACCACCAGGAGUCCAUUAACAUCAGGACACGUCUUAGCAUUCCUAAUCUAAAACAAUCGACUUGGAAAGUUCAUGACGACAACUUAGCGGUCCUGUUAGAGCAUCCGGGCUCGAAGCAGGAAUUGAACUCGCAGGUAGAAACUUUCCAAAAUACCGUUUAUGACUACUUUAGCGAGCAAUAUCCACCACGUAAUCAUUAUGCUCGCAAAAAUAAAGACAAUUCGUUCAAAUUAAAAAUGCGGAAGAAAAAACGGGAAUUAAUAAAAAAUCUACGUAUAGCCAAAGCUCUAGGCGACAAUCACCUUAGUCAUCAACUAGCUAGGGCGUUAAGGUCAAUCCUUAAAUUAAUCCAAGGAAUAUCGGCGCAAACUGCAGAAUAUCGCGAUAAUUUUGACCGGGCAAAACAAGAAGUAGAUUUCGAUAAAAACCCUUUUGAGUAUUCGAAAACCAUUUUUAAGAAAGAACGCGGACAGCUUCUCUUGACCAACGAUCAAAUUUACGACCAUUUUAAGAGCACAUACGAAGUGCCUAAAAGUUUAAGACGGUAUAGGGAUCCAAACGAUCAAAAACCUGAAUUUCCUCGAAUCGAAUUCCACGGCAUUCCACCAACGCUAGAGGAACUAAGUAGUCAGAUCAAGAGGAAGUCGUCUAAAUCUGCACCGGGACCCGAUGGUAUCCCAUAUAUAGUCUUUAAAAAAUGUCCAUCGGUUCGUAAACACCUCCUAAAUAUAUACGGUAAAAUCUGGUCAGGGAAGCAAAUCCCGGAGUGCUUCGGGAAAGCAAUUUUUGUCCUCAUUCCCAAAAAAGAUCGAGUUACUGAUCCGAAAGAUACUAGACCGAUAGCUUUAACAAAUACUAUAUCGAAAAUCUUUUUCUCGGUUCUACAAACGAGAAUGACGCGAUUCAUGCUCAGCAACAACUAUUUUAAGCCAAAUCACCAGAAAGGGUUUUUACCCGGGAUUUCUGGAUGCUUAGAACACAACACCUUGCUGUCGGAGAGUUUAAAAGAUGCUAGAAAAAGCGAGCGGCAAAUCACUGUUUGUUGGAUAGACUUGGAGAACGCGUUCGGGUCGAUACAACACGAAUUGAUGCUAUUCGCGCUUAGAUGGUACAACUUUCCACCCCUAGUUAGAGAUAUGAUCGCGUCGUAUUACUCAAAAUUAAGGUUUUCUAUAAUAACUAAAGAAGGCCCUUCAAAAAGUUUGAGUUAUAAUGUAGGACUGUUUCAAGGUUGUUGUCUAUCUCCAAUUGCGUUUAAUAUCGUAAUUAACAUCUUAGUAGACAAACUAAUCCAUAACGAGAAAAAAUGGGGUUAUCGGUUUAAGUUUAAUAAUAAAUACACGGAAUCCAUUUUAGCCUUCGCUGACGAUCUCGCAAUACUGACACGUAACCCCAAACACUGUCAGGUACUAUUGAAUGAAGUGGAUAAAUUCUGUGAGUGGACGGAUGGAUUGAGGACAAAACCCAGUAAAUGUCAUUGUCUGUGUCUUGGUAGGCGGAAUACAAGAUACACCUCAUACGAUCCGGGACUAUCGUUAGGCGGUCAAUGCAUUUCGACGGUUACGGAAAAUGCACCAUUCAAAUUUCUCGGUCGUAAGAUAGAUAAUAUAGGCCGUACUCCAUCUUUAGAAGGAAUAGUAGAUAGCUUUUUGAACGAUCUUAACAAGUUAGAUGCAGGCGUCAUAAAGAUGUUGAAGUUGUGGCUCGGGCUCGCUCUAACGGCUGAUUCAUCGGCGUUAUUUAGGGGAAGCAAUAGUUUUGGGAUGAGUCUAAAAAGGCCAUCGGAGCUCUAUAAACACCUAAGAGUUUCCAAGAGAUAUAUCCUGGGGAAAUCCCAUGAUGACAUAGUGACAUCGCUCCCAAAAGAUGAAGAUGCCCCCGAAAUGAUAAAUAUAAGAUCCAUGCAAUGA
This is a messenger RNA of Danaus chrysippus (African queen), 2358 nucleotides long. NCBI's taxonomy places the organism in Eukaryota, Metazoa, Arthropoda, Insecta, Lepidoptera, Nymphalidae. The record is from the annotation of a GenBank genome assembly.